UUUAUGAAUUGUUUCUUUUCUGGAACAGAAAGUCCCACGCAGGCGACGUCGAGACUUUCAGUUCACCAGCCCAAUGCUGAGACCAUUUUAAAAAAAAUCUAUCUCCUCCUUCAGCUGCAUUUGUAGACUAAACUGUUGUCUCACUUUAUUGCCUCUGUGUCUGACUAGGUGCGAUUCCCAAAAGAACUGACACCCACCUCCUCCUCCUCCUCGUCGUGGUGCCGCAGCAGCAGCAGUCAACACGAGUCCUUGAUGCUGAAGUGUGGUUACGCUAAGGGGAGCAAUUUCAGUGCAUCGCUGUGAACACACACACACACACACGUAUUGUGGAGCCUUUUGGAUACAAACACUUCACUGGAGACAAUGAGAGGCUACCUGCUGACUGCAAUUUUUCUGCUGCCCUUGGUGGCCUCAGAGUCCGAGCAUUGUCUCAUCAAGCGUGAACAUGAGAAAUGCAUGGAGAUGAUCAUACUGCACAACCCCAGCGAUGACCUUGACUUAGUGUGUCCUUGGAUGUGGGAUAACCUGACCUGCUGGCAGGCGGCCAGUGUUGGUGAAGUUGUGGCGGUCAGCUGUCCAGAGCUCUUCCAUGACUUCAUGGGCCCCGAAGAUGAGAUGGGGAAGGUCAGUCGUAACUGUACCGAGGACGGCUGGUCUGAACCUUUCCCUCACUAUGUGGACGUCUGCUUCUUCUAUGACAACACAACUAAACCUGAUAGCUACUACGCCUCAGUCAAGGCUCUGUACACCGUUGGCUACAGCACAUCGCUGGUGUCUCUGACUACAGCCAUGGUCAUUCUCUGCAGAUUCAGGAAGCUCCACUGCACCAGGAACUUUAUUCACAUGAACUUGUUUGUGUCUUUUAUCCUGAGAGCCAUCUCAGUCUUCAUUAAGGAUGGUGUGCUGUAUGCUCAGGAGGACAGCGACCACUGCUUCGAGCACACAGUGGCGUGUAAAGCAGUGAUGGUUUUCUUCCAUUACUGUGUCAUGUCCAACUAUUUCUGGCUGUUCAUUGAAGGUCUAUAUCUCUUCACUCUGCUGGUGGAGACUUUCUUUCCUGAGCGACGCUACUUCUACUGGUACACCAUUGUAGGAUGGGGAACUCCCACCAUCUGCGUCACUGUCUGGGCAGUUCUGAGGCUCCACUUUCAUGACACUGGGUGCUGGGACACAAAUGAGAACACUGCCCUCUGGUGGGUGAUCAAAGGACCAGUUGUGGCCUCCAUUAUGAUAAAUUUUGUCCUCUUCAUUGGAAUAAUCAUCAUCCUGGUCCAGAAGCUGCAGUCCCCUGAUAUUGGAGGAAACGAAUCAAGCAUUUACCUCAGCUGUGCUCAGAAAUGCUUCAGUGAGCCCACACAGGCUGUUCAGCAUUCGUGCAGGAUGUCAGAGUUAUCCACCAUCACACUGCGUCUGGCGCGCUCCACCCUCCUGCUCAUCCCCCUGUUUGGUAUUCACUACACGGUGUUCGCCUUCUCACCUGAAGAUGUCAGCAAAAGGGAGAGACUGGUCUUCGAACUGGGACUUGGAUCCUUCCAGGGCUUUGUUGUAGCUGUCCUCUACUGUUUCCUCAAUGGAGAGUUUCUCCCUGAAGGUGCAGUCGGAGAUCAAGAGGAAAUGGCGCAGCUGGACGGUGAACCGGUACUUUGCUGUGGACCUGAAGCAGCAAAGGCACCCUUCGUUGGCGAGCAGUGGAGUGAACGGCGGGACUCAGCUGUCGAUCCUCAGCAAGAGCAGCUCCCAGAUACGCAUGUCAAGCCCGCUGGCGGAGAACGCCAACAUCAGCCUCCCGACCUGAGCGUCUGAUUGGCAGGAGUCAACUUCAAGGUGCCGUUCCACGUUUGUACAUCCAGACCAACCAGAACAGACCAAAGUGGCCCCUCACACUUCUUAAAUUGUGUAGAUUGGCCUUUAGAAAAAAGCAUCAACAUUUCUAAAAUCAUUUACUAGAUAUUCAUUAGCGGUGCAAAGCUGGUUUUCAUACUUGAUAAUUUAAUUUUUCUAUACUCUAUAAAUUUAAUUUAUUUGAGUAUUUUAGUUGGCUCUAUAGAUUUGUGAACUUAAGACCCUUCAUUUUAAAUUUAGCCCCUGUUACAAAAAAACCAAACAAUAGUUAAACAUGAAAUGUAGGGGUCAUAGAUGGCUGCUGGUGUGUAAAGUAAAUGUGCUUCAAAGUGCCGUACAGGUUGCCUGGGUUUGAUCUCAAAACAAUCCAAAGUUAAAUAACAACCAAACAUUCGCCUUGCUUGUACAAAUGCUCAUUGUUUAAAUGUUUCAUCUUAAAUUUAAACAUUUUUCUACAAUCAGCCAUAAGUACAGAGUAUGUCAAAAGAUUUAUUGAAAAAAAAAAACUCAUGGACUUUGUAAAUAGUUACUUUUGGUGUCUAGUUCAAAAUGUCUCUGUUUUGCAUAAUGCAGUAUUGUAAUAACCUUUUCAAACAAAAGGAACUGGAGCCCAAAUCUGUAGACUUCAUCACAUAUCCUGAGGACCCAGAAGAUCCAGCCCAAUAUUCUAAACUAUUUGUUUGUAUUAACUUAAUUAAUUAAUUAAGAACAUAGUGCCAGAAUGAAUGAGCACUGUGGGGCAGUGGUUCCCAACCUGGGAGUCACAAGAUGAAUCGGAAGGGUGAUGAGAUCUCAGAUACAACAAGUUACAACAUUUUUCUGCUCUAUUAAAUUACGUUAGGACAUUUAUUUGAGCUUUUUUUUCUCGUCAUCUGCAGGCUUCUAAAAAUAUUCUAAUUAAACCAUCUAAGAAACUUGAUGUGAGGAUGUCGUGAGUUGACUUUUGUUUUUAAAGAGUCACUAAACAAAAAAUAUCGGGAAGCACUGCUGUGAGAAUAGCACCAUAUAUACAAUACAACAUUUGAUUGAAACUUUUUUUUGAAGUGAUUUAUCCUCACAGCUAGUGUCAGUGUGGAGCCUUUAAGCUACAGUAGUUUCCUCCAGUUGGUUUUCAUGUUCUUGCAGACUGUGAACAUGUGCUAUUUAGUGGAUGCUUCUAUCCAGAGCUCCUCAUAGUGUCAUGGGUUUACAGUAUAUGUACAGCAUUUUAUUGGACUCUUUGUCUUGCUCUCUUUUCCCUGAGCCUCAACCCAUCGUGCCAUAUUAAAUAGCUUAUAAUUUUAACCUUUUGAAUGAACCAUCUCUUACACUCAUAUUCCAAAGUGCCUAGUCAGUCACAAAUAGCUAUCACUUUUAUUUGCAGUACAAUGAACAAUUAUCUUAAAGGUGUAUUAAUGUUUGUGUUCUUGGAAAGAAUGUAGAGUGGUGUAUUUUAUUGUGGAUCACUUUGCAAAGUUGUUUCAUUGUGUGCUGCUUUUAAAGAAAAAUAUUUUGUUCAUCUACUGGUGAAAUUCUUUUUUUUCUCUUUUUAUUAACUUACACUUAAAGUGAAGAAUCCUCCUGUGUGUUUUUUUUCUUUUUAAUCAUGAUAAGCUUGACAAGACUUGGGUAAUAGCAUGACAUCUUUGCUGCUUAAUUUAGCCACUUGGUCACAACCAGAGACACAACUAUCAUCUAUUCAACAUAACUGAAGACCAUUUCACCCCGGACCAACGGUUUCAUUAUAGAAACAUUACAUGUUGUAAUAGUUAACACAAAAUGCUUUAAUAUAACAGCUGUUGACAAUCGCAGAUUUUUGCCCAUUUUUUCUUUCUUUCUUUUUGUGCACAAACAAGCUAACAAACAAUAACUGUCCAGAUGGGGAAAUUAUUUAAUGGGGUAAAAUGUGAAGUGAUGUGUACAGGAGGAUUUCUCCACAAUAUUUUCUCAAGAUAUUUAUUUUUUGUACUGUCAUCUGAAUGGAUUACAAGAAUGUAGUAACUUUAAACAAUGAAUUGACAAUAUCAUUGAAUAGAUGUAUAUUUAUUUUCCAUGAAUCAGUGUCAUGUGAAUUCAAUGUACAGUAUACAUGCUUUCUUAUGUGUAAUUUAGUUGUUGCCUGAUGUAUGUUUUCAUUACAUUAGUUGAUGUUGACUUUCAUGGUCAAAGUGCCAUAAAUGUAGUGCCAUAACUAGUGACAGUGGAAGAUUUGUGGCACAGUGACUCAUUUCAAAUUAAAAAAAAAACAAAAACACUCACAGGUAAGUGCUGUCCAAAGCCGCAGAGGAUAUUGUGAGAGAUAAAACACAGAUAUAAUUUCUAAAAAAACAGGAUAAAACAUACUACUGAAGAGAUGCAUCAAUUUUAUGCAUCUGCUUGGCUGGUUUUGGACAAAAAAAGUGUGUGACUGUAAGACAAGAUAAUAACCUGUGAACUAGUGCCAGAGGCAGAAAGUUUUUUUUUUAAUUAGGAAGGUUUUAGAAGGUGUUACAACCGCAACAGAUAAAACACAAAGUGUGUACUAGGGUGUCAUUAAAAACCACUCUGCUGCUGCUUAAGUGUUCUAUCACCAGCCGUCACUCUGAGUCUGAAUCAGCUCAGAUGGAAACGACCAUGUCUCAAAGCUGUUAGUGUCUGUGAAAAGAAGAGUAGAAAAUUCCUUACUUGAACAUGUAUGUGCUGUAUAUUUGUCUGCCACAAGAUGGCAGCCAAGUGUAACAAUUUUAGUUUAAUAGAGAAGGGGAACUGGCAGUGAUUUGCUUUUUGAGCCUUGUACUUUGAAUUUUGGGUGAAAUGGGGGUAGGGUGAGGCAUUGAGGUAUUUAUAUGCCACAUGCAUAACAUUGCUCACAUGUACCUUAUGAAAUUUUUCAAAUCAACAAACAAGCCUACAAAUUAGAUUUUUUUUCAAAAUGAGGUCUGAUGUGCAAUAGAAGUAGGUGACCCAAAAUGUCCUUCCUGCUCACUCUAUUUUCAAAACAAACUGUGAAGUCUUUGAAUUUUAAAACAUUUAUUCUAUGGGAGGAAAUUGGAGAAUCUGGGACAUUUUCUAGUGCUAUAACAAAAUCAGGGAAUGUUACUUAUACUGCAUAGCUGUAGUUUUGGCUAAAGCUAACCACACCUCUCUACACACACACCUCUUACAGUUAGUUUAGCAUUACAGUAAUACACUUAUAUAUGUGUCAAAGAAAAGCCUGACAUGUUCUCUUAAAGCAAUAGUCUGACAUUUUGUGAAACAUGUUCAUUCGUGUUCUUACUGAGUUAGAUGAGUUGUUACAACUAACAUGUCUGUAUGCUAAAUAUGAAGCUACUGCCAGCAGCAUCUUAGCUUAGCUUAGCACAAAUACUAAAGGCAAAGGGAUAUGGGUAGCCUGACUCUGUCCAAAGGAACCCUCAGCUCACUUAAUUCCCUGUGAAACCACAACAAAUUUCUACACUUAAAAAAUAUAAUAAACAAUGUGUACUAGCUGAUAUCUGCUAGUAAGAUAUAAGAUAAGCUAGCUACAUUAACUAUUAGCUAGCUUAUAUCUACUAGCUAGCUUUUUAGUUGUAUGUAAGGACUGUGGUUGUAGCCUAUCCACCUAGUAAAUCUUAGCUAGCUGAACUCAACGAGUUAGCUGUUUCCACUAUGUACAGUCUUUGUCGUAUCAAUCUUCUCAUCUAACUCUCGGCAAGAAAACAAAUAUUUUGUGUCUAUCCCAAAAUGUCAAACUAUUCCGUUAAAUGUAACUAUUCUCAGUGUGGCAUAUCUCUAUGUUUAGAUGCAUUUUCUUUGGCGGUUGUGUGUUGAGCCAGUUUUAUAGUGGUGAGCAUAUGUGUGUGAGUUCUAUUGAUUGCCAAUGAAUUUUUGAAUGUACCGAUGUUGCUCAGCUGCUCUUAAAUGUCGCCUGCUAUCAAUUUGCCAUAGUGUACAAAUGAUGUCUUUUCUUGAUCAUAUAUACAGUACAAUGUAUAUAUAUUUUUUGGGCACACAGGUGGACCUCUUGAGGAAGACCUGUAAUGUUUGUGACUGUGUUUUUCUAUGUUUAUGUAACUGUCUUCAGAGUGUGUGUGCGAGUAUGUUUGAAAGUUGGAGAGAGUGUAUUCUGUGCGCAUGUGUAUGUAAUAACAAGCAUUCAUGGAGAUAAAAGUAACUUAAAUGUCAAAAGAAUAGCCUAUCUAUAAACCCUCAUCCAUAUUAUGUUCUACCUGUUACAGUGUGUCAUGUGUAACAUGCGUUCUAGUGUCCAACAUUCAUGUCCCGGAUUGUGUAAAUUUGACUGCAAAAUAAAUAUAUGUGGUAAAUUUUU
Micropterus salmoides (largemouth bass) is the source of this 6109-nucleotide messenger RNA. RefSeq names its product pituitary adenylate cyclase-activating polypeptide type I receptor-like. Gene Ontology annotation, cellular component: neuron projection; plasma membrane. Gene Ontology annotation, biological process: cell surface receptor signaling pathway; adenylate cyclase-modulating G protein-coupled receptor signaling pathway. The transcript has 15 exons. Gene Ontology annotation, molecular function: vasoactive intestinal polypeptide receptor activity; G protein-coupled peptide receptor activity; peptide hormone binding. The coding region runs from base 364 to 1803 and encodes 479 amino acids. The record is from RefSeq and is a predicted model, not a curated record. NCBI's taxonomy places the organism in Eukaryota, Metazoa, Chordata, Actinopteri, Centrarchiformes, Centrarchidae.